CCAGAAAGCACCCUGGUGAGGCCGAGGGAGAUAAGCCAGAGCCUCAGUGUGGAAAUAAUUCCCACUGGCAGGUCGGGAGGCCUUGGACGGAGCCACAGCGGCUUCUUCAAUCUGGAUGUGUCACAUGGAACAAAAGCUGUAGGGGUUUUAUUUAGCUCCUAAUCCGCUGAGCGAGCCUCAGCCCAGGGCCAUGUGAGCCCAGCAGGCGGGGCUGUGGACUGGGGCAGCCUCCUCUCUGGAACUGAAAAGAAAGGACCUGUCCACCACUGCUGGGGAGGGAGGCAAAGGUCCCGUGAGUACUGUGUGUUGCCCUCUAAGGUUUCGAGGAUUAAUAAUUUAGGCUGUCCUUUGCAAUAGGAAACCUGCAGUCGGUUGUUCCUGCCAGCUUGAGAGGGCUCGACACAGCCGCUCGGUUUUUUGAUGUAUGUAAUUGAAGAUUUGUACGUAGAGACCUCCUCUGCCUGGGCCGCAUCGCUCUGUGCCCAUGCCCGUGCCCAGCAGGCAUGUCGGCAUCGGCCGUUCUCAGAGCUGGGAUGCUGGCAGCUGGUACGAGGGCCCCUGGGAGAUGGCUGAGGCUCCGGGCCGGAGCAGCUCCCUGACGGAUGGAGGCAGAGAGGGGCCCUGGUACGAGGCCGCGCCCGACCUGUGCCGCGAGGCCUUCUACAGUGCGGUUGCUGGCAGGAAGAGCUCCGUCCCCGACUUCACCUUUUACGACAGCAGGCAGGCGGUGAUGUCUGCGAGGGCUGCCCUUCUGCCGCGGGAUCACUACGGCGACCCUCCUGGAGCCGCCCAGGUGCCUAGGGAGCUGCGCCACCACAGGGACCCCGGAGCUGGCCGCUCGCUGCCCGGCUAUGGUGUGCUCGGCAACAGGGUGACUUGGGAGCAAGUGCAAGGCCGGGCCCCUGCCCCUCAGGACACAGCUCACCUGUACCGGGAUCCCGCAGGUAAAAUGAUCUCUCUGGGGCAACGGACACAGAGCAGGGCGCCAUCGCCCGCGCGCUAUGCCGGGGAGCUGGCCCACGGCAGGUACGGGGCGGAGGCGCCCAGCUACCCCACUGGGCAGGUCUACAGCGAAGUCGGUGAGAGGCCUGUGGACCCUGCCCCCCCCAGGCAGGCGGCACCCACGUGCCUGGUCGUGGACCCCGCUGGGGCUACUGCCUCUGAAGGAGGCCCAGGGGCGGCCCUGGGCACCCUAAAUCGAGGCUACGGGCAGGAGAGCAUUCCCUCCAAGAUGACUUAUGAGAAUUGUGAGGCCGACCUGACCUUCCAGGGGCCCGCAGGCAAGAGGAACGCGCCGCCCGAGUUCCUGGCCCUGCUCCGGGCCGAGGGGGUGGCGGAGACCACGCUGGGGGCCCUGCUCCAGCAAGGCUUUGACUGCCCGGCCGUCCUGGCCACGAUGGAGGACGCCGACAUCAAGUGUGUCGCCCCCAACCUGGGCCAGGCCCGCGUCCUGAGCCGCCUGGCCAGCAACUGCAGGACCGAGAUGCAGCUGCGGAGGCAGGCCCAGGGGGGGCCCCUGCCCCGGACACGCUCCAGCAGCUUCAGCCACCGCAGUGAACUCUACGGCGACCUGUCUUCUCUGGGCGCCACUGGCCUACAGCCCCAGCCUGUGGGUCCCCUGCAGGCAGCCCCCCCUCGAGCUGGAGACCCGGCUCGCCGCCCCUCCAGUGCGCCCUCCCAGCACCUUCUAGAGACAGCAGCCACUUACUCUGCCGGGGUGGCCGCCCAAGCCUCCCACUUCCCCUCCAACUCCGGGUACAGCUCUCCCACCCCUUGUGCCCUGACGGCGCGGCUGGGCCCCACGUACCCCCCGCAGGCAGGAAUGGCCUUGACGAACCCGGGCCCCGGGCCCCCCCUUCACCCAGGCCCCAGAACAGCCUACUCCACGGCGUACACGGUGCCCAUGGAGCUGCUGAAGCGGGAGCGGAGCAUGGCCGUGUCGCCCCUGCCCAGCCCCCACGGCGGCGCCCAGCUCCUGCGGAAGCCUGGCGUCCCCCUGGAGCCGUCCACCCUGUCACCAGCCAACCAGAGCCUCCACAUGCCUCACUCGCCCUACCAGAAGGUGGCCCGGCGGACGGGGGCCCCCAUCAUCGUAUCUACCAUGCUGGCUCCAGAACCAAGUAUCCGCCCUCAGAUCAUGAACGGCCCCCUGCACCCCCGCCCCCUGGUGGCACUGCUGGAUGGCAGAGACUGCACUGUGGAGAUGCCCAUCCUGAAGGACCUGGCCACUGUGGCUUUCUGUGAUGCACAGUCCACACAGGAGAUCCACGAGAAGGUGCUGAACGAGGCCGUGGGCGCCAUGAUGUACCACACCAUCACCCUCACCAGGGAGGACCUGGAGAAGUUCAAGGCCCUGCGCGUGAUCGUGCGGAUAGGCAGCGGCUACGACAACGUCGACAUCAAGGCUGCCGGCGAGCUGGGGAUCGCUGUGUGCAACAUCCCGUCGGCAGCGGUGGAAGAGACAGCCGACUCCACCAUCUGCCACAUCCUGAACCUGUACCGGAGGAACACGUGGCUGUACCAGGCGCUGAGGGAAGGCACACGAGUGCAGAGUGUCGAGCAGAUCCGGGAGGUCGCCUCGGGAGCUGCCCGCAUCCGCGGGGAGACGCUGGGCCUCAUUGGCUUCGGUCGCACUGGGCAGGCGGUCGCUGUUCGAGCCAAGGCCUUUGGAUUCAGCGUCAUCUUUUAUGACCCCUACUUGCAGGAUGGGAUAGAGCGGUCCCUGGGCGUGCAGAGGGUCUACACCCUACAGGACUUACUCUAUCAGAGUGACUGCGUCUCCUUGCACUGUAACCUCAACGAGCAUAACCACCACCUCAUCAAUGACUUUACCAUAAAGCAGAUGAGGCAAGGGGCGUUCCUGGUGAACGCGGCCCGCGGCGGGCUGGUGGACGAGAAAGCCUUGGCCCAGGCUCUCAAGGAGGGCAGGAUACGAGGGGCGGCCCUCGACGUGCACGAAUCGGAGCCGUUCAGCUUUGCUCAGGGGCCCUUGAAAGACGCACCGAAUCUCAUCUGUACGCCCCACACAGCCUGGUAUAGUGAACAAGCCUCACUAGAGAUGAGGGAGGCCGCGGCCACCGAGAUCCGCCGGGCAAUCACAGGUCGCAUCCCUGAAAGCCUAAGAAACUGUGUGAACAAGGAAUUCUUCGUCACAACAGCUCCCUGGUCAGUAAUAGACCAGCAGGCGAUUCAUCCAGAGCUCAAUGGUGCCACUUACAGAUACCCGCCGGGCAUCGUGGGCGUGGCCCCGGGCGGGCUUCCUGCUGCCAUGGAAGGGAUCAUCCCCGGAGGCAUCCCGGUGACUCACAACCUCCCCACAGUGGCACACCCUUCCCAAGCGCCCUCUCCCAACCAGCCCACAAAACACGGGGACAAUCGAGAGCACCCCAACGAGCAAUAGCAGAGGAUGACAAAGGGUCGGAUGAACCUGGGACCAAGGACAGUGGAAAACAGAUGAACUAAGAGAGGAACGUGGCGUCUUUUUAACUGGCCUGGACAAGCGCACCAUGGACACUGCAGUGCUAAGACUACGAGAGCACGAGGCCGAAAACGUGGGAGGGAAGAUGCCUCUCGCGGAGGCCCGGAGACACGGACGUGAUUUAUUAACGACCAGCUUCUGUUAUUGUGUGUUAAGUUUUUCAUCUGUGCAUCAAAUCACAAAGAAUAAAUAGAUCUUUUUCCUUUAUCAGUCCCUUGGGCACAGCAGGUCCUGAACACCUUGCUAUAGAAUGUUGCGUCGAGAGUCCCAAACGUCAAAAUAAAAAAUAUUGAGAGGCAAUCCCCAUCCUGUGACUCUAGUCCCUUUGGUCCACGGGGCUGGUUACCUCUUUUGCUAAUAGGAAGAUUAAAUUACCGCAAAACGGGGAGAGAACUGUGUGCCUGUGUAAACUGCAAGCACAGGAUGGAAGACAGUCCGGCUCCUGUACAGAGAAGCCUCCCAUCUGAACUGCCUACUGGGCGGGCGAGUUGGUUGUGAGUUAAGUGAUACCCUCAAAUGAUGCAAAAAAAGAAAAAAAAAGUAUUACGUUUCACAAGCUGUUUGUACUCAAAUAUAUUUUCUCAGUUCAGAUCCUCAGCUAUUUUAUUGAGUGGAAGUCUUGAGCUGAAAGGCUCGAGAAUGAUGUCGCAUUUCCUUAUGUCUCAGGAAACACUUUUUAUGGUAACUUGUCAGAUUGUCUAUGAACAAACCCACUUUUUUAGACAUUGAUAAAUUCUUUUCUUCACGUGAUAUUUUAUACAAGAACACUUCAGGUGUGUUAUUAGAUGUGACUGAUUUUAACAAAUCCAAUUAGAUUUGUAUCCACUAGUUACAUGUUAUACUCAUAGUCUUUUGUGAAUCAUCGCCUUUGUUUGGAAGAUGGCCUAUUUUGAGCCUUUGUAUAGGUACAUUCCUGUUUUUGUGACAAAAACCUUUAAAACUGUCCCAAACAGAAAAAUAAUGGCUAUCAGAAAUGUUCUGUUUUAGUGUGAGUUACCGUUACUGUAUUUGUUUAUUGUAAAGGUGGACAUUUAGCGUUCAGUGCAGUUUUCAAUAAAAAGUAAUAAAAAGUUCUGUUCUGAAAUUCA
Miniopterus natalensis is the source of this 4566-nucleotide messenger RNA. RefSeq names its product C-terminal binding protein 2 (gene CTBP2). Gene Ontology annotation, biological process: regulation of transcription by RNA polymerase II. Gene Ontology annotation, cellular component: nucleus. Lineage: Eukaryota; Metazoa; Chordata; Mammalia; Chiroptera; Miniopteridae. Gene Ontology annotation, molecular function: NAD binding; transcription corepressor activity; transcription coregulator binding. The record is from RefSeq and is a predicted model, not a curated record.